Aspergillus fischeri NRRL 181 is the source of this 1125-nucleotide messenger RNA. Its product is annotated as putative G-patch domain protein. The record is from RefSeq and is a predicted model, not a curated record. Bases 1 to 1125 code for a protein of 374 amino acids. Gene Ontology annotation, cellular component: kinetochore. Gene Ontology annotation, molecular function: nucleic acid binding. The transcript has 2 exons. NCBI's taxonomy places the organism in Eukaryota, Fungi, Ascomycota, Eurotiomycetes, Eurotiales, Aspergillaceae.
AUGCCCCCGGCGAACGGAGGAGAGGAAGAGGAGGAUGACUACAUGUCAAUGGUGAUCGAGGAGCCACAGCAAAAGGAAACAUUUGCCCAGAAAAAGCUCCGCAAGCAGCGAGAGGCAGAAGCUCGCGCCAAAGUCCCCUCGAAAGCCGAACUUGCCGCCCAAGAAGCUGCCCGUCGAGAUGCAGCCCUGUCCAAAAGCACGCUGGACCCUUCCAACAAGGGGUUCCAGAUGAUGGCCAAACUCGGCUUCAAACCCGGUCAGACUCUAGGAAAGCCGCAGACACCACCCGGAGAUAGUAAGCCCUCGGACGGAGAUAGCCCACCCUUGCAUGACGAUAAAGAGGAACGGAUACGAUCCGAGCCGCUGAAUCUAGUGUUCAAAGAGGGCCGCGGAGGCAUCGGUUUGGACAGCGAGAAGAAGCGCAAAUUCCGGGAGGAGGCGGAAGAAGCUGUGAAGAAGGUUAAGCAAGAAGAAGGAGAUUACAGGGACCGCGUUCGGCAGGAGCGUGAAACGCGACGGACAGAAGCCCAAGUGCACGCCGCGCAAAAGGUAGCGGAGCGAUUAGAUGCCGAGGCUGAGGGUGAGACUGCGGAUGGGGUCGUGGAAACUGCAGAGGCGGGCCAGACGGGGAAGGAGGAUAAAUCCCCGGAUAGGGAGCAGUCCCGCGAUGAGGGCUCAGUGGAAGAUUCGACCGGUGAAUCGCGCGCCGCACGCGCCAAGGUGAGGGUCAAGCCCACGUCCCAGAUCAAUGUCUUGUACAGAGGCUUGGUGCGCGAGCGUGAGGAGCAGGAGCGAGCUCUACAAAUGCGCCACGCUCUUCAGACAUCACUCCCGUCGUCAUUCUUCCCCAGCCCCCGGUUACCGGGGUAUGACGAUCCUACGCUGGAGCCUGACGACAAAGAAGCACUCGCCUCCGGGAAAGAUACGUCUACAAUACUGGAACAAGAACUGGAGGAGGAAGACCCAGAACUUGAUGAGUUCAACGCGCUGGGUCCGAGCGAACGGCUGGCCCGGUUAGUUGUAUAUCUGCGUGAACGACAUCGAUACUGUUUUUGGUGCAAGUAUCGCUACGAAACGGAUGAGAUGGAGGGGUGUCCUGGUCUCACUGAAGAAGAUCAUGAUUGA